UAAAAAAAAAAAGCCAAAGGGAUAAUAUUCCCUACUGUCCCCAGCGAUAUAGAAUCCAAUAGAUUCACUUCCUCAUAUCAACCGUCAAAAAACAUCAACUUGCAUACCAUAUGGAUGAUUAAAAAAAUGAAAAAAUAAAAGAAAAAAAGGAAAAACAUUUCCAAAAUUGAAAUUAAUUUGAAGCCACUAGGGUUUGGUGUUUCGAGGAAGAAGGUAGAAAGAAAGAAAAGAAAAUGCACAAAUCCAAUGUAUUCAAUCCCUCCAUUUUUUGGUCACAAAAUUAGAGCAUAUUCUCAUCAUCAACAUAAUAAUCAAAUUGGUCUCAUGAUAAGCUCCAAUUGUACUCACUCUUUUCCUCAACGCCCUCUUCUUUCUACUUCAUCUCCUAAAUUUAGGGUUUCCACAUUUCCCCCCAAAUAUUUACCUUCACUUUCACAAAGAAUCAGAAUCUCUGAACCCCAUCACAGGAUUUCUACCAAGAGAUGGAAAAUUUCAUGCUUUAGGAAUGAAGAAUCGUCUGCAGGUUCCUCCAACCCUGAGUUUAUUGAUGAAGUUUUACAUAAGGAAUUGGAGAAGCCGGAAAUUGAUAAACCAAACGUUGAGAAAAGAGGCUGGAUUUCGCGACUUAGAGAGGCUGCAGAUGUAGUAGUUAAGGUGAUCGGAAAACCAUGGACUGUCCCAUGGACAGCUGAGACGAUCCUUCAGGUUAUGCUUCUUUGGAUUGUCUCGUUUUGGUUUAUAGGUUCUUGGAUGAUUCCUUUUGGAGCCUAUAUGGUAGGUAUUAGCAAAGAAUCACUCACGUUCAGAGGGCAGGCUUUGUUCAGCCUCUUGACUGAUGUAACCGAGGGUCUUGCUGGAAUUCUAAUUCUUAAACGCUGCCUAUCCCGUUUUCGACCCCUUCCAGAAGAUUGGUUCAAGUUUAGCCUAAAAGGGAACUGGCUAUUUGACGUUCUUCUCGGAUGCCUCAUGUUCCCAUUAGUGAACCGGCUAUCACAGUUCAACCUGGACCUAUUGCCUGUUCUCCCUUCAACUCCUGUAACACUCUCUAGUGUCGAGCAGUCUAUAUUGGCGCGGGACCCGGUGGCAAUGGCAUUGUACGCAUUGGUACUUGUUGUGUGUGCCCCGCUUUGGGAGGAGAUUGUAUUUAGGGGAUUCCUUCUCCCUUCAUUGACAAAAUAUAUGCCUGUAUGGUGUUCAAUUCUUGUGAGUUCAAUUGCCUUUGCUUUAGCACAUUUUAAUGUACAAAGGAUGUUACCACUAAUUUUUCUAGGGGUUGUAAUGGGUGUAAUAUAUGGACGUUCAAGGAAUUUAUUGCCAUCCAUCCUUUUGCAUAGUCUGUGGAAUGGCUUUGUAUUCUUAGAUCUAAUGAAAUAAAUAGAACUUAUUUCGAUUCA
Lycium ferocissimum is the source of this 1394-nucleotide messenger RNA. RefSeq lists its product as uncharacterized. Gene Ontology annotation, biological process: CAAX-box protein processing. Gene Ontology annotation, cellular component: membrane. Bases 247 to 1374 code for a protein of 375 amino acids. The transcript is spliced from 4 exons. Gene Ontology annotation, molecular function: metalloendopeptidase activity. Lineage: Eukaryota; Viridiplantae; Streptophyta; Magnoliopsida; Solanales; Solanaceae. The record is from RefSeq and is a predicted model, not a curated record.